AUGACCGCCGCCGCGCCCUCCGCGACCAUGCGCCUCAUCGAGGCCUCCACCAUGAUAUCCCAGGGCGCAGAAGCCAAAAUCUACCGCGCGCGCCUGCACCCGCCCGCCGCGUCCUCCCCCAGCGACCCGUCCGCGCCCGACGGCUGCGUGCUCCUCAAGCACCGCUUCGCGAAGCAGUACCGGCACCCGACGCUCGACGGCGCGCUCACGCGGGCGCGCGUCGCGGGCGAGGCGCGCGCGCUCGUGCGCUGCCUCCGCGCGGGCGUGCGCGUCCCCGGCGUGCGCAUGGUCGACGCCGCCGCGGGCGUGCUCGGGAUCGAGUGGGUCGACGGCGCGAGCGUGCGGGCGCUGCUCGGGGGCGGCGCCGAGGGCGAGGUCGAGGUCGAGGAACGAGACGACGGCGAGGAGGAAGAGGGAGAGGAAGAGGCGCACGAGGAUGGCGCCGAGGUCGCGCUGAGGGAGUACGGGCUGACGCCAGACCAGGUGAUGGAGAUGAUCGGGGCGGAGCUCGCGAAGAUGCAUCGCGCCGACGUCGUCCACGGCGACCUGACGACGUCCAACAUGAUGCUCCGCCGCCCGUCCGCCGCGCAGCCAGCUGCGGAACUGGUCCUCAUCGAUUUCGGGCUCGCGUACAUCUCGACGCUCCCCGAGGACAAGGCGGUGGAUCUGUACGUGCUCGAGCGCGCGUUCGCGUCGACGCACCCGCAAUCGGAGCCGCUCUUCGCGGGUGUGCUCAACGCGUACGCCAAGGGAAUGGGCAAAGACUGGACGCCGGUGUCGCGACGCCUCGACGACGUGCGUCUGAGAGGACGUAAACGGAGUAUGGUAGGAUGA
Epithele typhae is the source of this 834-nucleotide messenger RNA. Its product is annotated as kinase-like domain-containing protein. Gene Ontology annotation, cellular component: EKC/KEOPS complex; cytosol; nucleus. The coding region runs from base 1 to 834 and encodes 277 amino acids. Lineage: Eukaryota; Fungi; Basidiomycota; Agaricomycetes; Polyporales; Epitheliaceae. The transcript is spliced from 5 exons. Gene Ontology annotation, molecular function: ATP binding; protein serine/threonine kinase activity. Gene Ontology annotation, biological process: protein phosphorylation. The record is from RefSeq and is a predicted model, not a curated record.